Exophiala oligosperma is the source of this 597-nucleotide messenger RNA. RefSeq lists its product as uncharacterized. The coding region runs from base 1 to 597 and encodes 198 amino acids. Lineage: Eukaryota; Fungi; Ascomycota; Eurotiomycetes; Chaetothyriales; Herpotrichiellaceae. The transcript has a single exon. The record is from RefSeq and is a predicted model, not a curated record.
AUGUCACGAUCAAACCGAUCAGCCAGACACUGUGCGACCGACAGCAGGACGUGCGCCAUUUUGCGCGUCGUUUCAACAAGAUACACCUCUUCAUCACGCAGCAGGGAGGCGAUAUUGCUUCAUGUCAAGGUCCUCCUAAACUACCUUCUGUCACAGGAGCUGGAAUUUACCCUCACCAGGAGGAGGCCUCUCGUGACCUAUGGCGCGAGCUCGUCAUGUCGCCGGACCCUUGGCGCGGUGGUGUCACUCCCCAUGGGCUGCGGAAAGACCCCUGGCCGUGAUCCUUCUGAUGAACGCGAUUGUCACCAACAUGCGGCGGGAACAACAACCUUCUUCUCGAUGCUACAGAUCAAAAAAGCUGUUGGCCGUGAUUGUCUGCCCGGCAUCUCUGCUAGACUGUCCAAUUGGGUCCGAGAGUUUCGCCCGUUGGAAUCCCCCUGGACUGAGAAGGCUGAAGGUCGAGAUCCUGGGACACUCGGUCCUGGCCACGACACCGUCGAGAAUAGGGAGGAGAAUGGCGGAGUUUUGCUUGUGAGCCACGAGAGACAUCGACAGUCGCUGAAAGGGUCCCGCAACGAUGAGCUGAACCAUUGUUGA